Molecule: messenger RNA, 654 nt
Organism: Neltuma alba
Lineage: Eukaryota; Viridiplantae; Streptophyta; Magnoliopsida; Fabales; Fabaceae
Product: cucumber peeling cupredoxin-like
Exons: 2
Coding region: 69-638 (189 amino acids)
Cellular component (GO): plasma membrane
Molecular function (GO): electron transfer activity
Source: RefSeq, a predicted model, not a curated record
CUUCUUCUUCUUCCUCCUCCUCCUCAUAUCUUCAAUUAAAUCCCACUUAAUAUAAUUAAUUAUUAAGCAUGGCCAAAACCUGUGAUUUUUGCGUUGCUGCUGCUUCUGCAUUAAUAUUUCUGCCUUCUCUGCUUCUGAAUUGCGCCGCUGCCCAGACUGUGCACGUCGUCGGAGACACCACCGGUUGGACUGUCCCCUCCGAUGCCAAUUUCUACGCCACUUGGGCUUCUUCCAAGACCUUUCACCUCAACGAUGUUCUUUCGUUCAACUUCCCUACAAACGUACAUGACGUGGUCAGAGUUCCGAAAGCUUCGUUCGAUGCUUGCACUUCAGGUAAUCAGAUAGGGGCCACGAUCACCGCCGGCCCCGCCAACGUUACCCUCAAAGAAACCGGCACCCACUAUUUCAUUUGCACCGUCGGCCAACACUGCCAGGGGGGACAGAAGUUGGCCGUCACCGUCGGCUCCGGCUCCUCCCCGACCCCGGCGGGUGCUCCGUCGUCGUCGACCCCACAAAUUCCUUCUCCUCGGCCCAGUUCUGCUCCUCCUCCUCCGUCCAAUUCUGCUCCUCCUCCUCCUGCCCUUGCUGGUUUCUUCUUGAUCAUGCUUUGCUUCGCCUUGGGGAAACUGGUCCUCUAGAGAUGACGGCUAAACC